Talpa occidentalis (Iberian mole) is the source of this 1136-nucleotide messenger RNA. It is a transcript of the gene CFL1, whose product is annotated as cofilin 1. The coding region runs from base 112 to 612 and encodes 166 amino acids. The record is from RefSeq and is a predicted model, not a curated record. The transcript is spliced from 4 exons. NCBI's taxonomy places the organism in Eukaryota, Metazoa, Chordata, Mammalia, Eulipotyphla, Talpidae. Gene Ontology annotation, cellular component: actin cortical patch; cytoplasm; lamellipodium. Gene Ontology annotation, biological process: actin filament severing; actin filament fragmentation; cell motility. Gene Ontology annotation, molecular function: actin filament binding.
ACUAAACGGAAGGGGCCGGGAGAGGCCGCGUUCAGUCGGAAUCCGGCAGCGGCGGUAGCGGCUCUCGCCUCUUCAGGGUCUCCUCGCGCUCUCCCUUUCGCUUCCGGAAACAUGGCUUCCGGCGUGGCUGUGUCCGAUGGCGUCAUCAAGGUGUUUAACGACAUGAAGGUGCGUAAGUCCUCGACCCCGGAGGAGGUGAAGAAGCGCAAGAAGGCCGUGCUCUUCUGCCUGAGCGAGGACAAGAAGAACAUCAUCCUGGAGGAGGGCAAGGAAAUCCUGGUAGGAGACGUGGGCCAGACUGUGGACGACCCCUACGCCACCUUUGUCAAGAUGCUGCCAGACAAGGACUGCCGCUACGCCCUCUAUGACGCAACCUACGAGACCAAGGAGAGCAAGAAGGAGGACCUGGUAUUCAUCUUUUGGGCCCCCGAGUGUGCACCCCUUAAGAGCAAAAUGAUCUAUGCCAGCUCCAAGGAUGCCAUCAAGAAGAAGCUGACGGGGAUCAAGCAUGAAUUACAAGCAAACUGCUAUGAGGAGGUCAAGGACCGCUGCACCCUGGCAGAGAAGCUGGGGGGUAGCGCCGUCAUCUCCCUGGAGGGCAAGCCUUUGUGAGCCCCCUCCAGCCCCCUGCUUGGAGCAUCUGGCAGCCCCAGACCUGCCCACGGGGUUUGUGGGCUGCCCCCUUCCUGCCAGACCGGAGGGGCUGGGGGGACCCCAGCAGGGGGAGGGCAAUCCCUUCACCCAAUUGCCAAACAGACCCCCCACCCCCGGACCUCCCUCUCCCUCCAUCCCUGACGGAUCUGGCCUUCCCAAAUCGCUUUUGAUCUUCUGAUUCCUCUUGGGUUGAAGCAGACCAAGUUUCCCUCCAAGCGUUUCUGUUGAAGGGACCUGUGUUUUUUUUUUUAACGACACCCCAGCCCUCACCUGUUUCUCCCCCUUCCCAUGCUGCCAACUUCUAACCGCAAUAGUGACUGUGCUUGUCUGUUUAGUUUUGUGUGUAAGUGGAUGUUGUGGAGAUGACCCCCCCCCCCCACGCCGCCUGGUUCCCCUCCCUGGACAAGUAAGGGACCGUCAAUUAAAAAAGAAAAACUCAUAUGACAAUAAAGAGGUUCUCUAAUGGGAUGUUUGUUUCAGGG